AACCUAUCGCUGACGUCGAAACAACUUCCAGAGCGAAGAUGAGAGCCCCAUGGUGACACUUACACCGAGCUGUGCAGUGAUACUCAGGAACCGCCAAUUCGACAGCCUUCCGCGACCAUUCAGGCUUUGACUCUAUACGGAAAUGAUCUUCAUCGAAGAAAGCACCCCAGCUGUCGAGUCCCCAAGGGUGUGGGAGGAGCCGCAGUCAAAGCGGGGCGGCAUGGAUCCCUUUCAACCUUUGGACAUACACAGACACACAGCACGACCAGCGAGGCUCGAUCCCCAGUUAUCUCCGACACGGUUACCUCAGCCAAGCAGCUAUCAUCUUUUCACGGCGGACAGCGCAACCGGUCAUCGCUGCUCAAGGGUCGAUGUAUCUCGAUGUCGAUGGUGGCUGACCGCAUGGGAUGAACGCCUGUCUCAGUUGAGAUAGUGAUGGAGGGACGAGCAGAAGAAAACUUUGACUGAACGGCCAACGGAACUGCUUGGCACCUUUGCACACACCCUGCCCGAUGACGUAGCGUCCUGCCGGUUCCAAGGCCCUGCGCAUGCCGACUUUUUCGGGCCCUCCCAAAGAGGUGUCGCUUCGGAAAACUCUCCAGCCCCCUCUGAAGACUCCAUCUUCCAUGACCCCCGGGCCAAUCCCACGCCCUCUCUUCCUACCCCUUUGCUGUACCUGGAUACCGUGGAUGUUGCCGAAGGGCCCGUACGGAAUCCUUCCCCUUCCACGUCGUGUCCAAAACUGUCUCCGUCUCCCCCUCCCCCUCCCGCUCCUGUCAUAACCUCAACUAUUGCUGCGAGCCAAACGACUGGCUGGCCACUCACGUCACGAGUCUUUGCUGGAGCCGAAAAAUAUAACCCCCGUGCCCAGCAUCAGUCUCCGUUCCACGCCCAUCUUACCGUUUCAUGCGCUGUGUUUGGUACCUCCCGUCUUCUGCUCCGUCUUCUGCUCCGUCAUCGCUGAACCCUCCAAGCCCUAGUCCCCAAGACAAGGUGGGGGACGGGAAAUGGUUGAUGCGAGUCCUGUCCACCAAGCCAGCUUUGGGCUGACGGGCCAUACGCCGCCAAUACGGCCUCGUCGGUGUUGGUUGGGCAUAGUUAUCGUCGACCCAUCCCCGCUUCCGCUGCCGGCCUGCUUCCAUGUGUCAGCACCCAAGAGACCAAACCAACAUAUUUGACCGAUCACCGGGCAUCCUGGAUUGACCGUAGUGUCCGAGGCCGGCUUGGAUCGCGGUCAGCCCUUCUUUAAAGAAGAUGGGCGACCCUCCAGCAACACCGACAUCAGCCUCCGUCGAUGCCAGCCCCUCGAUAGCAUCCUCAUCCAGUUCCAAUAUCAGAAAGGAGAGAGGCGCCAUCGCCGCACAGGCAUGCGAUACCUGCCGCAGUCGAAAGCAACGAUGCGAUGAACAGCGUCCCAAAUGUGGCACCUGUCAGAAGUUCAGGCUCGAGUGCAACUAUCGAGAGCCCGUUCCCACCAAGAAAGACAAGACUCUAGUGGAGAUUCUCGAACGGUUGAAGGGCCUCGAUGAUCGGUUGCUGAACUUGGAAACGAAAGUGGACGAUUUAGGCCAUCGGGGAAGCGCCGGCCCUUCCGCCGUUGGCUUCCCCCAUCUUCAGGCACCCGACUAUGCCAGUCAGGCUGGAGCUGCGAUGAUUGACCCAGCGCUGACAGCAGCACCAUUUAACUUGCAGCACGAUUUGUCUCGAAACGCACCGGUGGGUCAGAACCAGUACAAAUAUGUUUCCUCUGUUCACCAGAUGCUAGGCUGGCCAGCGGUACAGCAGCUGUUUGCUUCGAUCCAGGCGCGGUUGCCACACGUCAACUUCUCCUCGCUGGAGCGCGAUGGAGUCUCGCACAUGCUAGGAGUCCAUCGCCCAGAGUCACAAGGGCUGCCUUCCGAAGGCACGAUGCGCACUGAGCGUUCGCCUGGGCUUCUUACGACCUUGACCUGGGAAAACGUUCGGAUGUGGAGCCAGGCUUACUUCGACACUACCAACCUCUUUUACCCUAUUCUAGAUCGCCAGUCCUUCAUGCAGGAGACUUUGCCAUCCCUUUACAGGAGCGGCUUCAGCAACUCGAUAUCCUCGACCAUCGCCCUGCUGGUAUUCGCUCUCGGGGAGGUAUCGCUAGAAGGAAGAGAAGGGGCACCUGUGCACGUUUACAACGGACGAGCGAGUGGAGUGAAAGGGGGCUCGAAAGCGCACCCCCCUGGGCUUGCUUUGUUCAACGAGGCGAGAAGCAGAAUGGGGUUUGAUCUCACGGAGUGCAGUCUGGAAAACGUUCAGAUAUUCGCCCUCGCAAGUGCAUAUUAUGGGAGCUGCUUCUAUCCGAUGGACUUUUGGAGAAUGACUGCCUCCACCUCUUUGGCACUUCAGGCUCUCAUAACCAGCAACCCCGGAGAGCUAUCCUCACCGAGGGCGGACCUGAUCAGGAGAGCAUUUUGGCAUUGCUCAAUCUUGGAGACUUCUCUCAAUCUCGAGCUGGGGUUCCCGCUAACCGGUCUUGAGAGGAUGGAGAACACUGUAGGACUUCCGACUUUUAGCGGUCCUUUCUGUGAAGACGAUGUCAUUAGCAACCAACAGUCUCAUUUCCAAGAGCAUUUCGCCUCGCAGAUUGUCCUGAGGCGGCUGCUUGUGGGAUUUCACCACGCCCUCAGCAACACACCAAUGUCCGCCCAGUUAGGCGGUGUUCCCACCCCCUUUACUUCGGCAAACAACAGCCCUGGCCUUAGCCAGAUUACGAUCCAGCAGCUGGCCCUUCAACUGGAACAAUGGCGCGGCAUGCUCCCUCCUCACCUUCGCUGGCAAGAGGAUUGCCCAGGAGCCUUCCCCAGCACUACUACCGACAUGUUCGGCGGCAGCACCCACACCCCAGCCAGCACGCCCAUCUCCCCGUCCAUGUCUCACACCAGUCAACCAUCAUCGCUACCAGCGGUAUCGACACCAGCACCACCACUGAUGUUCUCCACCGAUCUCGACUCCCCUCCGGCUCAAUACCCCUACGUCGUCGACGUCCAAGUCGCGCUUCUCCGCUCUCGUUAUUACUACACCAAAUACCUCCUCCACCGUCCCUUCCUCUACAAAGCUCUCCACUACCCCGACAGCGUGACCCAAGACGACGCCCUGGGCGCAGCCGAGUGCCUCAAGGCCUCGCUGAAAUGGCCAGUGGCAAUGUCCCCCACAUGCAAGCACAAGCGGCUCGUGCCCUGUAUGUUCUUCUUCACCCAGAACUUCUUUGGUAUCUUGCUGUUAUUGCAUCUGAGCACGACGGUGCCGCUGUUGAGGAGGAUAAGAAGCACGCUCUGCGGCGAGAGGUUUGAGAUGGACGCGAGGGAGACGGUGGGUUUGUAUCUCGACUGGUUGAGGGACUUGAAGUCUAUCGACGGGGGGACGGCGUGGCACUGGGAGGUGGUGAGGGCUAUUUAUGGUCUGGAGGAGGGUUAGCCGGUUAGCUAAGAAAGUACCGCGAAGAAGGGCGGGGGGG
Molecule: messenger RNA, 3484 nt
Organism: Podospora bellae-mahoneyi
Lineage: Eukaryota; Fungi; Ascomycota; Sordariomycetes; Sordariales; Podosporaceae
Exons: 8
Coding region: 1255-3444 (729 amino acids)
Biological process (GO): regulation of DNA-templated transcription; DNA-templated transcription
Molecular function (GO): zinc ion binding; DNA binding; DNA-binding transcription factor activity, RNA polymerase II-specific
Source: RefSeq, a predicted model, not a curated record